AAAAAGAAGAUGGUUAAAACUUAAACGGAACUCCCACAGUCAGACAUAUAUAAAUAGAAAGAGUUUUAUAAAACCAAACCCUUACAUACACAUAUGUAUGUAUCAUGUAUGUAUAUAUAUUGAUUGAACAUGGCAGCUAAAAGGAGGGACUCCCUCGUCUAGGUUUAAAAACCCUGCUCCAUUUAAACACAAUAAUAGAAGCUGUUUAUUAAUUCGGUAUUAUAUUUACUAAUCCUCGUACGAGAGAGAGAGAGAGAGAGAGAGAGAGAGAGAGAGAGAGAGAGAGAGAGAGAGAGAGAGAGAGAGAGAGAGAGAGAGAGAUUUCUGGUUUGGGGCAAUCGCUUGUAAAACGAGAUAUGUACGUACAAUAUAUGUAGAAAUAAAGGGAGGAUUGUUUUGUGUGGUGUUGAAGAAAUUCUUGUUUUGACAUAAGGCUAUGGAGCUAGGUUAUUUAUGUUGUUUCUAGAUUAGAUUAAGAAGAAAGUACAGAAGAGUUCCAUUGUUGAAGCAUUAUUGUUUUAUGUAGCCAUAUCUAUAUACUACUGUGCGCCCACUAUUACAACAUAGAUUAAUUAGCAGAAAACCCUUUUUUUUUGGGGAGUGGAGAAAUGUGGAAUCUCAAUGAUUCGCCGGAUCGGAGGAGGGAUGAUUAUAAAGAAUCCGAUGGGUUUUCCGAUGACAAAGGAAAACGGGUCGGAUCCGUUUCCAAUUCAAGCUCGUCGGCGGUGGUUAUUGAGGACGGCUCAGAGGAGGAAGAUGCUGAGAGAUCUGCAGUUGGUGGUGGUGGUGGUGGAAGGAAGAGAUCGAGCAGCAAAAUCUUUGGGUUUUCCGUUGCUCACGGUGAGACCGGGUCGGGCUCCUCCUCGUCGCCGGUGACCCGGCAGUUCUUUCCGGUGGAUGGGUCGGGGAUUACGGUAGGCGGCGGCGGAGGAGGAGGAGGACAGCCCAAUUUCCCAUCGGCUCACUGGCUGGGAGUUAAAUUCUGCCGGCCGUCGGAGCCUCACGGCGGCGCUGCCAUGGGGAUGUCGGCGGCGGAGGUUGCCCAGCCGCCGAAGAAGAGCCGGCGAGGCCCUAGAUCGAGAAGCUCCCAAUAUAGAGGGGUCACGUUUUACCGGCGAACUGGCCGGUGGGAGUCACACAUAUGGGACUGUGGAAAACAAGUCUACUUAGGUGGAUUUGAUACAGCACAUGCAGCAGCCUGUGCAUAUGAUAGGGCAGCUAUUAAGUUCCGGGGAGUUGAAGCAGACAUAAACUUCAGUUUAGAUGAUUACCAGGAAGACUUAAAACAGAUGAGAAAUUUGACAAAGGACGAAUUUGUGCAUGUACUGCGUCGACAAAGCACCGGUUAUCCGAGAGGGAGUUCGAAAUAUAGAGGUGUUACCCUGCACAAAUGUGGUAGAUGGGAAUCUCGAAUGGGCCAAUUCUUGGGCAAAAAGUACGUUUAUCUGGGUCUUUUUGAUACAGAAAUUGAAGCUGCUAGGGCUUAUGACAAAGCAGCGAUAAAAUCGAACGGAAAAGACGCCGUCACCAACUUCGAUCCCAGUAUUUAUCAAGAAGAACUUAAAUCUGCUGAUUGUACGAGCAGCAAUGCAGAAAAUCACAAUCUCGACCUGAGUUUGGGAAAUUCACCACGAAAGGCGGCGGCGGGAGGAGGAGGUAAGGAAUUAAUGUCUGGAUUAAUCGCAAACGAGCGGCAUUCGCAAUUUGAUUUCGAUUUGAGAUCGAACCGAGGAUUAAGGCCUGACGAAUAUCAUAAUAAUAAUAAUAAUUACCAGAAGCAUGGUGGAGGGAGAAGAGAAGGGAAUUAUUACAGUAGUGAGACAGAAAAUUUGGAGCUAAGAUUUGGUAAAUUGGGUGAAUUACCACACGUGCAGCUUCCAUUGUUAAACGCACAACACCAUGAGCAGGUUGGUGGGGGAAGAAGCAAUUACAGUACAGAAGGAGGAAAGAAGGCUAAUUCAUCAUCAGUAACAACUACAAGAAGAAGUAUUAAUAAUAAUAAUAAUAAUAAUAAUGAAGAGCAAUAUUGGCAAACAAAUAACAAGGAGACGACGUCGUUUGCUAACAAUGCUGCAGCAUCAUCAGGAUUCCAGCAGAUUAUAUUCAGACAACCACCACCACCACCGUCAACAACAAACUGGCUCCAGAAUUGUGGGACCCACCCUCUCAUCAGACCCUCAUGAUUUUAUUUCUCUUCUUCUUCUUCUGCACGUACGUACCUACUUACGUAUGCACGCCAUUUUUUUUACUUUCUGUUUUCACCCCCAGCUGCCACCUCAGCUCCAUUAUCAGACUCAGAAGAAAAGAAAAAAAAUUUCAUUUUCUCUAAUCUGUAAGAAAGAUUCCUUUUUUAGUACUUGUCCUAAUCCACAUACAAUAUCUUACCUUAGAUUACAUUAUAUAUAUUA
This is a messenger RNA of Erythranthe guttata (spotted monkey flower), 2408 nucleotides long. Its product is annotated as AP2-like ethylene-responsive transcription factor TOE3. Gene Ontology annotation, molecular function: DNA binding; DNA-binding transcription factor activity. The record is from RefSeq and is a predicted model, not a curated record. NCBI's taxonomy places the organism in Eukaryota, Viridiplantae, Streptophyta, Magnoliopsida, Lamiales, Phrymaceae. Gene Ontology annotation, biological process: regulation of DNA-templated transcription.